CAUGUGAUCUCGCCCGAAAAAAUUAAUUCCUACUUGAUCAAUUAUUGUUGCCAAAUUCUGUUCCAACGCUAACCAACCUCGGCCUCUAGACCAUCUCCCAGCUGUCGACAAACCACCACCGGGUGGGGGAGUGGUAUAAGCCUUGCACAACUGGUGUUCAUGCCUCAGCAGAGAGCGGUUGAACUCGAAAACGGGCGUUCGGAAGAACAGCGCUGAGGAUUACAAAGUAACAUUUGUAUAGGCGAGGUUUCACUCCCUUGAACCUCGGGUCGUCGGUUCGACGCCCGGGCUUCUCGGAUAAGUUUUUUGACUUUUUGGUCCAUGGUCAAGUCUGUUGUUUUUGGUGCCCAUGGGCAGCGUGCAAGGCUGUGGCUGCAGUGCCAACGAGGCUGUGACUCUACAAGCCUCUGAUUGGCCGCGCCGAGCCACUGCCUCAGCCUUCUGUCUUGAACUGCAGCCUUGUCAGUCUCCACAGACUUGGACUUUUGACUUCAGCCAUGUAGUAAGAACAUCCCAGUCAACCCAGUUUCGCACCAUUUCAUUGAUUUUGACAUUCACAUAAAAACGCCGAUUUGAUGCAUCGAAUCCAUCAAUACAAACACUGACUGCAAAGCGUUUUAUGACGCCUCUCGUCAGAGGCAUACAUAAGAGAGGGUCUCCUAGAAGCGACAAUAUGCUGUCCAGGCGACAAUGGAAUGCCUCUUUUUAGACUGAAUGAGAAUGAGAACUCGGUGCGCCACAUAAAGGACUUACUAAAAUAAUACGGCUCCCCUCUACAACUUGAACAUGGCACCGACGCAGCAUCCGUCAUCUAAAAGCACAUCUUCGACCACUCGAGCGACCAAAUCUCGUUCGAAACUCAAAGCUCUCAAGGCCGGCAGGCCACCUCUUAUUUCAACAGUUAAGGCGAAACCGAUCGCAAAGUCAUCUACGACCACAGCUACCACUACCACUACUGCCGCACCGGCACCAGCUUCGGCAUUCAACCCUCGACGAACGUCGCUCUCGUCCAAGCACACACGCGCUCUGAUCCGGACGCACCACGUCCUGCAGAAACGGCUGGCACGUGCCCGUGCAGACAAUGACGUCGAGCAGAUACAGGAGCUGGAAGCGCAACUCGCCGCGUCCGGCGGUCUGGAGACGUACCAGCUCGCCAGCACGGUAGGACAGAGCGCCGAGCGAGGCGGCGACUCGAGCCGCGUCCUUGUGGAAUGGCUGAAGCCGGAGAUCGAGGCGCGAAAGAAGGGCAGCUUGAGCCGCAGUAGCAAGACACGAGCGUCCCCUACAACAGGUCAGCCACUGCAGCCACUGCAUGUACUGGAAAUCGGAGCGCUCAGCACCACCAACGCAUUAAACAUACCGGAUAUAACGCGCGUGCGACGGAUCGAUCUGCGUUCGUCGGGCCCCGGCAUCGAAGAGGCCGAUUUCAUGAGUUUCCCACUUCCAGACUCUGCAGACGGGAGCGGCGAAUGGGAGGGCCGGCGAGGAUAUGAUGUGAUCAGUCUGAGUUUGGUGUUGAACUAUGUGCCUGAUGCACAAGGACGAGGCGAGAUGUUGCGACGGACCAUAAAGUUCUUUUCCAUCGCCAAAGAUGACGGUGGAGACGAUGGUGGUGAAGAGGAGAACAAAUCCCAGCAGUCACGACGUCUUCUACUACCUUGCCUCUUCCUGGUCCUGCCGGCCCCGACGGUUCACAACUCGCGGUAUCUCACCGAGGGCCAUUUGACGGACAUUCUCUCGUCGCUGGGCUACAGUCAUCUCGAGACCAAGACCACACGAAAAUUACAUUACAGUCUGUGGCAGUACGACCCUGAUCGCCAGAAAGAAUGGAUCGCCCAGGGCGGUAAAACAGUGUUUAGGAAAAAGGAGAUUAACCCGGGUGGAGGACGCAACAACUUUUGUAUAGUGCUCGACUGAUGAUUGAUCCAGAAACGAAAGACACGAAAAGGCCGGAAGCGCAGGAUAUAGCCUGCCAUGCAGUGGCAGUGGCCGGAAAGAGAGGUUCUUUUGAUCUGUUUUGAUUUUUUUGCUGGCCGCAGAUGAACAGAUUCUUAGCAGGUUUUUAGUAGUAGUCGUGCUUAUGAACUUGUGAUAAAAGCCAUGUUAUGAGCGAUCACCAUCUUUCUUGC
Exophiala dermatitidis NIH/UT8656 is the source of this 2129-nucleotide messenger RNA. RefSeq lists its product as uncharacterized. The transcript has a single exon. Gene Ontology annotation, molecular function: rRNA (adenine) methyltransferase activity. The record is from RefSeq and is a predicted model, not a curated record. NCBI's taxonomy places the organism in Eukaryota, Fungi, Ascomycota, Eurotiomycetes, Chaetothyriales, Herpotrichiellaceae. The coding region runs from base 787 to 1917 and encodes 376 amino acids. Gene Ontology annotation, cellular component: nucleolus.